AUGACGAAACUUCCACAGGACGGGUCCAACGACUCGCAGAGUAAAUUCAAGGAUGAGCAGAUCGAGAGUCGAGAGAUGGCUGCGCCGGCGCGAGCUGGGUUUGGUACGAAAGUAAAGAGACAUUGUGCGCGGUUUUGGUGGGUGCACGUAAUCGCAUUCUGUCUGAUAUUCCUGAUCAUUGCGCUGUGCUUAGUCUACGUUGGUAUGCCCAAGAUCGCACAACACGAUGUCGAUAGAUCGUCCUUGGAAUUCAAGGCCCUGAAAUUCGAAAACCCAUCAAUGGAAGAAAUCACCCUUACGCAAGAUGGUGUCCUCCACAAUCCCUCCAUGUAUACACCAACCCUCGAUUCUUUCAAAGCUGGAUCAUACUUGGUCACCAAUGGAUCAUUCGGUGCAAAAGCUAUUAUCGAUGUCCAGAUGCCAGAGAUCCACGCUACGAAACCACAAUCAGAUCAAGGAGUGUUUAAGCAGGUCGUACCAAUCGUCGAUAUCGACCAACUCACCGCCUACGCGACCGAAGUUGUUGGAAACGAGUACGUGGAGACAGCAUUGGCCGGGAAGACAAAACUCCAUCUCGGAGCUCUCCCAGUCGUAAACGUCAAUUACAACUCUACCAGCCGAUACAAGGGUCUCAACGGUCUCAAAGGCUUCAACGUAACCAACGUCCGCAUCAACAUAACCGCGGCAGCCGGCACCCCCAAUCUCGUCGGCAACGCAUUCGUCCCCAACCCCUCCGUCAUGACCAUCGAAAUGGGCAACGUCACCCUCUCCCUACGCACCGAGAAGGCCGGAUUCAUCGGCACCACCACGAUCCCAAACUUCACCCUCGUCCCCGGCGACAACAACUUCCCCAUGACUGGCACGCUCAACCAGACGGCCGUCCUCGCAUCCAUGGUCGACGGCAUCGCAACCAUGCUCAUCAAGGGCCAGAACGUCACGUAUAACGGCGUGGCGCUCACUUAUUAUGAGGCUGCGCUGGCGUCGCAUGAACUCGUGUUGCCGAUGAAUGUCCUGCAGAUUGUGGCGGAUUCGGCGAAGCCUGAGUAA
Molecule: messenger RNA, 1047 nt
Organism: Glarea lozoyensis ATCC 20868
Lineage: Eukaryota; Fungi; Ascomycota; Leotiomycetes; Helotiales; Helotiaceae
Exons: 3
Coding region: 1-1047 (348 amino acids)
Cellular component (GO): fungal-type vacuole membrane
Source: RefSeq, a predicted model, not a curated record